This is a messenger RNA of Acomys russatus (golden spiny mouse), 4197 nucleotides long. It is a transcript of the gene Zbtb40, whose product is annotated as zinc finger and BTB domain containing 40. Gene Ontology annotation, biological process: regulation of transcription by RNA polymerase II. The record is from RefSeq and is a predicted model, not a curated record. Gene Ontology annotation, cellular component: nucleus. Gene Ontology annotation, molecular function: RNA polymerase II cis-regulatory region sequence-specific DNA binding; DNA-binding transcription factor activity, RNA polymerase II-specific; protein binding. The transcript is spliced from 18 exons. The coding region runs from base 231 to 3923 and encodes 1230 amino acids. Lineage: Eukaryota; Metazoa; Chordata; Mammalia; Rodentia; Muridae.
UGGCGUGCGCACAUCCGGGCCACUGCUCUCGGCGUCCUCCGGCCCCAAGAUGGCUGCCUUUUGGCGUCUUCAACACUGUUGAAUGGAGAAAGCUUUAUUGUUCCCUUCGGGCAGGAGUGUUCGUGUCCUCUAUGACGCUGUCAAUAAAGAACGGCAGUUUGAAUCGGUACUGAACAGGGCUAGGUGGAGUCUGGAGGGAGAGGGGAAGGAGUUGAAGGUCGAGCCACGCAAUGGAACUCCCCAGCUACAGCCAGCAGCUGCUUCUGCAGCUCUACACCCUGUGCAAGGAGCAGCGCUUCUGUGAUUGUACCAUUUCCAUCGGCAACAUCUACUUCAGGGCCCAUAAGCCAGUCCUGGCAGCGGCCAGCCUCUUGUUCAAAACUCUGCUGGAUAGCACGGACGCCAUCUCCAUCGAUGCAUCAGUGGUGAGCCCUGAGGAGUUUGCCCUCUUGCUAGAAAUGACAUACACUGGCAAGCUACCUGUGGGCAAGCACAACUUCUCCAAGAUCAUCUCGUUAGCAGAUAGCCUGCAGAUGUUUGACGUGGCUGUUAGCUGUAAGAACCUUCUGACCAACCUCGUAAACUGCUCUGUCCAGGGCCAAGUGCUGAGGGACAUUUCAGUGCUGCCCUCAGAGGCAGGUGGCAAGGGAUCAGAGAAGCCUCAAGUUGAAGUCCUUUCCCCUGAAGGCACUGGGGAGCCCUCUUCUUCCUUGGCAGUUUCUGCCGUGCCAGCAGACCAUGAGAAAGCCAAGACCCAGGAAGUAAUCCAUGUGGCUACUGGAGAGAGAAGUGCAGAUCCUCCCGCUGCCCAGGAGGUUCCGGUGGCUACAGAGGUCACAGGGGUGACUCCCCACACUGCUCAAGUUUGCUCCCCUUCCCCUGCUGGACAGAUCCCAAGUGAGGCCAAGGAGGGCAGCACAAAAGCAGAGUGUGAGAGGAAGCAGGACCAACUGCAUUUCCUGCUAGAACAUGAAAGUGUCUUCUCAAAUGCAAUCCUGUUCACCCAGGACAUGUUGAAAAGACUGGAAGAAUGCUCAGAGAUUAAAGGCCCUCAGAAGGAGACCAUAAUGGAUUGUCUCAAGGGUGAAGGAGGAGGCUCAGCAUUCCAGAGAAUUCUGGACAAAGUGCACAGUGGGAGCCUGGAUGUGCAGGCGGCCUUGUCUCUGAUGAGACUAUACCAGGAGUCUGCACCUGCAGAGACUGCGUCUCAGGUCCAGCCACAAGGGAGCGCAGGGGAGGGAAAGACCUUGUCUGUUCUGUUACUGGAACACAAAGAGGACCUGAUCCAGUGUGUAACACAGCUCAGACCUAUUGUGGAGUUCCUGAAAACAGCCAAGGAGGAAUUCCUGCCUGGCUCCGAAAAAAGGGCGAUUCUGAACUGCUGUGAGGGCAGAACACCCAAGGAGACGAUAGAGAGUUUGCUGCACAGAGUGGCUGAAGAGAAGACCCUGCCUGCCGAGAGCCUGGUAAAACUCCUCCAGGCUGUGAGGACAGCAUUCCCAAACCUUGGCCUCCUGCUGGAGAAUUUGCAGAAAGUGGCAGAGUCACCCGGCACCACAGCCCACCCUAGCCCUGAUGGUUACGGCGCUGAGUUAUUGAAAAAGUACCAUGAAAAUUUGUCUGAGAUUCUCACAGACAACCAGGUGCUGCUAAAGGUGAUUGCACGUGUGAAGAGCUUAGCCCCAGGAGACAAAGAGGUCAUGGAGACACUCGUGAAACAGGACUCUGGCUCCGGGGGCUUCAGUUCCCUGCUCUCAGCAGCUCUGGAAAGGCAGACUCUCUCUGCAACAGCCAUUUGGCAACUGCUGCUAGCGGCUCAAGAGACCAAGACCUGCCCUGUGAACCUGCUCUUGGAGGAAGUAGGAAGGGAACCUGGCGCUGGGGCUUUCUUCCGGGCAGUGACUGCCCCAGAGAGCGCUGUGUUGGAAGCAGUCCUGAGGCAUAGCAAGCUGGUCACAGAGGCCAUCCAGCAGGCGGCGGGGCUAGAGCACUUUUCUACAGAGGAAGAGCACCUGGCUGAGAUUGUGAAAGAGAUGCUGGCCAUGUCCUCCGAGACAAUGAGCUCUGAAGCCUCCCUGAGAGCAGUGCUGAGCAGGGCCACAGAGAAAUCUGCCUCCGCCACUGGGGUCUGUCACCUCCUGUGCAGUAUCCACAAGUCUUUCCCUGGCCUGCAACCCCUUAUGCAGGAGUUGGCACUUGUUGGUUUCCUUACCACGGAAAACGGAGAGGAAAGGUGGAAGGUGACUGACAGGUUUCACCCUGGAGCCAAGGACAAAGAGGAGAAAGCAGCCAAGGCAGCCAGAGAAGACUGCCAGCCCAUGGAACAAAAGGAUCAGGGUGAGCCUGGGUCCGUGCCAGAGCCACAGGAGAAGGAUACUUCUGCCUCCCCGGACUCUGCCAAGAAGAGCUUUGUCUGCAAAGCCUGUGACAAGAGCUUCCAUUUCUACUGCCGUCUGAAGGUGCACAUGAAGCGCUGCCGGGUGGCCAAGAGCAAGCAGGUGCAGAGUAAGGACAGCAGUGAGACCAAGGACUCCGCGAAGGGGCUGGAGAAGCAUCAGCUGGAGGCCCGCAGUGUGAGUGGAGAGCCUGAUACCCCCAAGAAGAAGAAGAAGCGCCUGCCAGUGACAUGUGACCUCUGCGGAAGAGAGUUUGCCCAUGCCUCAGGCAUGCAGUACCACAAGCUGACGGAGCACUUUGACGAGAAACCUUUCUCCUGUGACGAAUGUGGAGCAAAGUUUGCAGCCAACUCUACCCUAAAGAACCACCUGCGCCUUCACACCGGGGACCGCCCAUUCAUGUGCAAGCACUGCCUCAUGACCUUCACGCAGGCCUCAGCCCUGGCUUACCACACCAAGAAGAAGCACUCAGAAGGCAAGAUGUACGCAUGCCAGUACUGUGACGCUGUGUUCGCCCAGUCUAUUGAGCUGUCUCGGCAUGUGAGGACCCACACGGGGGACAAGCCAUAUGUCUGCAGGGACUGUGGAAAGGGCUUUCGGCAAGCCAAUGGCCUCUCUAUCCACCUGCACACCUUUCACAACAUAGAAGAUCCUUAUGAUUGUAAGAAAUGCAGGAUGAGCUUCUCCACGCUGCAGGAUCACCGCAAGCACAUCCACGAGGUGCACUCCAAGGAGUACCACCCCUGCCCCACAUGUGGGAAGAUCUUCAGCGCCCCUUCCAUGCUGGAGCGGCACAUGGUGACCCACGUUGGAGGGAAGCCCUUUAGCUGUGGGAUCUGCAACAAGGCCUAUCAGCAAUUGUCUGGUUUGUGGUACCACAAUCGGACACACCACCCAGAUGUGUUUGCUGCUCAGAACCAUCGGUCACCGAAGUUCUCAUCACUGCAGUGCAGCUCCUGUGACAAGACCUUUCCCAACACCAUGGAACACAAGAAGCACAUGAAAGCAGAGCACGCAGAUCUGAAGUUCCAUGAGUGUGACCAGUGUAAGGAGCUCUUCCCCACACCAGCUCUGCUGCAGGUUCACGUCAAAUGCCAGCAUUCAGGGUCGCAGCCAUUCCGGUGCUUGUACUGUGCGGCCACUUUCCGCUUCCCUGGAGCGCUACAGCACCAUGUCACCACAGAGCACUUCAAGCAGUCAGAGAGCACCUUCCCCUGUGAGCUCUGUGGUGAGCUCUUCACCUCCCAGGCCCAGCUUGAUGGCCACUUGGAGUCUGAGCACCCAAAGGCCACAGGCACGGAGACCCAGGCAGCCACUUCUCGCGUGGUACAGGUGAUCCAAGCUCCAGAGGCAGCGGCCCCGGCUGAGCAGGUGAUCACUUUGGAGGAGACGCAGCUUGCUGGCUCACAAGUGUUUGUAACCUUACCAGAGUCACAGACCUCUCAGAACAGCUCUGAGCUUGUGGCAGUGACUGUGGAGGAUUUGCUGGAUGGUACUGUCACCCUGAUCUGUGGUGAGGCCAAGUAAGUGGCUGCUCCUCCAGUAGAGUGGGCCUGUACUGUACCAGAGAGAACGCUCAUGGCCCGCCUGCCUCUACCCCUAGCUGCUUGGCCCAGCUUUACCCUGGUGCUCUCACUCGAAAAACAGAGGCUUUGUUGUUUUCCAAGGAUCCAGUGUCUGAGCCGGCCACACUGACACCAGCACUGUCACCCUGCAUGGCAGACAGCCUCAGUCCUCCAGGACACAGCUCAGGCCUGGAUUCCACCUAUCCCCAGGGAUAUCUGGCUUCUGAAAUCAGAGU